This is a messenger RNA of Musa acuminata subsp. malaccensis (wild Malaysian banana), 405 nucleotides long. RefSeq lists its product as uncharacterized. Lineage: Eukaryota; Viridiplantae; Streptophyta; Magnoliopsida; Zingiberales; Musaceae. Gene Ontology annotation, biological process: maturation of SSU-rRNA; mRNA splicing, via spliceosome. The record is from RefSeq and is a predicted model, not a curated record. Gene Ontology annotation, molecular function: RNA binding. Gene Ontology annotation, cellular component: P-body; nucleolus; U4/U6 x U5 tri-snRNP complex.
AGCUUUGUUCCUCAAAGCGAAAAGAAGCUCGAGGAGAGAAAUAUGAACGGCGGCAGUGGCGGCAGUGGCAGCGGUGGAGGAGGAAGUGGCGCGGGGAAGAUGCCGACCAACUUUCUGAAGUCGAUCCGAGGCCGGCCGGUCGUCGUGAAGCUCAACUCCGGAGUCGACUAUAGAGGUAUUCUAGCUUGUUUGGAUCCAUACAUGAACAUUGCAAUGGAGCAAACGGAAGAAUAUGUUAAUGGUCAGCUAAAGAACAAGUACGGCGAUGCUUUCAUCAGAGGAAAUAAUGUUCUGUACAUCAGCACCUCUAAAAGGACUCUUGCUGAUGGGGUAUGAUACUGGUGCUUGGCAAAGUCUGUCCUUGGCAUGAUUUCACAUGUUGUUGAUGAGAUUGUUGCACGUAAU